This is a messenger RNA of Schistocerca americana (American grasshopper), 762 nucleotides long. RefSeq names its product cuticle protein 18.7-like. The record is from RefSeq and is a predicted model, not a curated record. Bases 143 to 652 code for a protein of 169 amino acids. The transcript is spliced from 4 exons. Lineage: Eukaryota; Metazoa; Arthropoda; Insecta; Orthoptera; Acrididae.
CCUGCGGCCGCCAGCAACGUCUAGGAAGACAUUCCGGGCCCGGACUGCCUGUCUGCCAAGCCGCUAUAUAAAGAGCCCCGCGCCAGCCGGACUGCACAGUUCGUCAGCAGCCGAACACCAAAACACUCACACACACACUGACAUGAAGCUCUUGGUGGUGCUGGUGAGCGUGGUGUGCGCCGUGAGCGCGCGGCCCGGCUACUUGGCGGGCGCCGGCCUGCUGGGUCUGGGGCUGCCCGUGCCGGCGGCCAACGUCGUGCUGGGGGCGGGCGGCGUGCCGCUGGACACCCCCGAGGUGGUGGCGGCCAGGAUCACUCACGCCGCCCAGGUGGCCGGCGCACAGGUCGGCAUCCCGCCCGCCGCCGUCAUCCCGGGGGACACGCCCGCCGUCGCCGCCGCCAGGGCUACCCAUCUGGCUCAGGUAGCUGGUGAGCAGAUAGGAAUCCCUUCCUCCCUCGUGAUCCCUGGUGACACCCCCGCUGUUGCCGCCGCUAAGGUGUCUCACGCGGCUGCCGUGGCCACGACGGCAGUGCGCGACGCGACGGCGGCGGCGCUGGGCGGCGCCCACCUGCUGGGAGUGGGCGUUCCCGCAGUCGCCGCGGCGCCCGGCGUCCUGGCGCACCUGCACGCCAAGGCCGCGCUGCUCGGCUGAGGGGAGCAUCCGCCGCCUUCACACAGACACCACACCUGCUGCCUGCUGUACAAACUGUCUAACUUAUGUAACGCUCCAAUUAUACAAUAAAUGACCACAAUCAGCAAGUA